CGCCCUGAGGGCUGGCUGAUGCAACGUGGCCACGCUUGCAAAUAGCCCGAGAGCCUGGAUUUGGGCUCCUCGUGCCACGGUGAAGCCGAUACGUCGGGAAUUCACAGGAACGGAGACUGCUGCACCACAGAAAUUUCAUUUCUGUGAAAUGAAUCCAGUGAAAUCCAGAAUCCAGUGAGCUUCUGUGAAAAAAUCCAGAAGCUGCAAAAACGGAGGAAGGUGGGCACACUGCCCUGAAACACAUUUGCCCACUGCAUUCUUGUGUGAUCCUAUGAAAAGCCUACUUCAUAGAUUUGCUUCUUGAAGAACAUCCUCCAGCAUGCGUAUAUAAAUAAAUCAUAUUACAUGUGCAGUUCAUUAAGCCAAAUAAAGUAUUUUUUCUCAUUUAAAAUUCUGCUAUUCAUGCACACAGUGACCCAAAACAAAUUUGAUAGGUUAUGACUAAAGACAGAUAAGUUCAUUGAAAUACGUGCUGAACAUAUCAUCAAAAACUUCUUGUAUUGUAUUAAUACUAUACAUGCACACAUAACACACAUACACAUUUUAUCUUUUCAGAUAUACUUAGGACAUGCUAGUGCCUCUGUAGUUGCAUGACAGUGUGAGGGCAAAAAGCUGUUUUCAGAUACUAAAUACCUGACGUAUGCGCAUACAUUUCCUAUCAAAUAAGGGAUCUAUUGUCAAUGUGCAAAGAUUCCAUACACUUAGAAGAGUGUAGUUAAGCUUUUUCUAGUGCUACACUUGAAGAAGAAGAAGAUCAGGGAAGAGGGAAAACUGCUGUGUACACUUCUAAUCUGCUGUGUACACUUCUAAUCAAGCAGAGACUAGUAUUUAGGUGUGUCAAAGGAACAUAAGUUCUACAUUCACAGUGUGUAUCCACAUAUUCAUUGGUGUGUUUGGUUGCACACACUCUCCCUUGAUGGAGAAAUCCAAAGCAGACCUAGAAGUAGCUGGAGAUCCUGAGGGUGAAUCCCAUCAAGAUCUUUUGUCUGAGGAACCAGAUGCCCGCCCUACCUGGGGAUCAAAAGCUCAGUAUAUUCUCGCCCAGGUUGGCUUUUCUGUUGGACUUGGCAACGUCUGGCGUUUCCCCUACCUGUGUCAUCAAAAUGGUGGAGGUUCCUUUCUGCUUUUAUACCUGCUGCUCCUCUUCAUCAUUGGAAUCCCUCUCUUCUUCCUGGAGCUGGCCGCUGGGCAGAUUAUCCGACAAGGCAGCAUUGGCGUCUGGAAACAUAUCAGCCCUCGCCUAGUAGGCAUCGGCUUUGCAAGCUGUGUGGUGUGUUCUUUUGUUGCCCUAUAUUAUAAUGUCAUCAUGGCAUGGAGUCUUUUCUACUUGGGUAAUUCUUUCCAGUUUCCCCUUCCGUGGAGUGAUUGCCCAGGAGCAGAAAACGAAACAGCUGCAGUCACAGAAUCUGAAUGCACGGACAGUUCUCCCACUAUCUAUUUCUGGAACCGAAAGGCCUUGCACAUUACCAACUCCAUAGAGGAGAGUGGGGGUCUUGACCCAGCCCUUACUGGCUGCCUCUUUGCUGCUUGGUUGCUGGUUUGUCUCGCCAUGAUCAAAGGCAUUAAAUCAUCAGGCAAGGUUCUGUAUUUCAGUUCUCUGUUCCCUUACUUGGUUCUCUUGUGCUUCCUAGUACGUGCUUUGCUGUUAGAAGGGGCAGUUGAUGGAAUCAAGAUCAUGUUCACCCCUACGCUGUCCAUUUGGGGAGAUAUGCAGGUCUGGCGUCAGGCAGCCACCCAGGUGUUCUUUGCUCUGGGCCUGGGCUUCGGCACCAUCAUUGCUUACUCCAGCUACAAUCCUCAGCAUAACAACUGUCACAUCGAUGGGUUGCUUGUGUCUGGCAUCAAUUUCCUUACCUCGGUGUUGGCCACACUGGUGGUUUUUGCCGUGCUGGGUUUCCGAGCCAAUGUAUUGGCACACAACUGUGUUGUAAGAAAUGCAGAUCUUUUGACAGAGCUGGUGAACAAUGGCUCCCUCUCGGCAUUGCUUCCUGCAAAUCUGUCUGAAUUUUCACCUGCUCAAUACAGCAAUUGGUAUCAGGAUCAAUGGAAUGAUACAAAGAAGCAAUUGCAGGAGUGGAAACUUGGUGACUGUCGUGUAGAAGAUGAAAUGAAUAAGGGUGUGGAAGGGACAGGCCUGGCCUUCAUCACCUUCACAGAAGCUAUGACCUUGUUUCCAACAGCCCCCUUCUGGUCUAUGCUGUUCUUCUUUAUGUUGCUCAAUUUAGGGCUGAGCACCAUGUUAGGUAACAUGCAAGGAAUCAUCACUCCUUUAUUGGACAACUUCCAAAGCCUCCAGCGUCGGCGGACACUCUUCACAGUCCUGUGCUGCAUGAUUGGAUUCUUGCUGGGCUUGAUUUUUGUUCAAGGCUCAGGCAACUAUUUUGUGACUAUGUUUGAUGACUAUUCAGCCACUCUGCCCCUGCUUAUUGUUGUAGCCGGCGAAGCUUUUGCCAUAGGCUGGGUCUAUGGAGCUGACAGGUUCUUGGAUGACAUAGAAAACAUGCUGGGCUGGCGGCCGUGGAAAAUCUACAGCUACAUGUGGCGCUUUGUGAGUCUGGCAGCAAUGUUGUGCCUGUUGCUAGCGAGUUUGGUGUACCUGGUCAUGAAACGCCCCACCUACACCGCCUGGAACCGAGAAAAGGCAGAGGAGGAACAGCUGGAAUACCCACCAUGGGCCUUGGGCCUUCUCAUUAGUCUGAUCAUUGUGGCUGCUCUACCCAUUCCAAUCAUGUUUCUUAGGCAGCUCUUGCUGGAUCGGUUUGCCCAACACAGCCACAACUCUGGCCAGAUACCUGUUCCCACCGAAGAAGAAGAUGGGGUGCAAGAAAAGGAAAGUCCAGCUGAUCUUGAUUACCCAGGCAAUGGUUACUUGCUUGUGCCUGCAGAAGAAAGGCAGGAAUAGAAUGGGUGAUGUACAGGUAGUCCUCGGCUUACAACCACAGUGGAGCCCAGAAUUUUGGUCAUAAGUCAUUGCUGUCAUAAAUUGAGGCAUCACAUGACCGAACUUGAUUUUAUGACCAUUUUACAACAAUCAUAAAGUGGGUCAAUCACAGUUAUUAAGUGAACCGGGGUCAUAAAACAAAUCUAGCAUAUAUCGGAUGGGCGUUUUUUGCCAUUUUUUUGCUAGAAAAUGGCAAAAAACCAUGGCAGAUUGUGGUCACAUGACCGAAAGCCGCUGCAACCGGUUAUACAAGCGAGUCAGUUGCCAAGCACUCAAAAUGCAAUCAUGUGACUCUAGCAGAGUGCGGCAGUCAUAACUUGGAGGAGGGUCAUAAAUAGCUUUUCUGAAGUCCAUCAUAACUUUCAGCAGUCAUUAAGCAGCUAUUUUGAAAUGCAUCGUAACUUUGAAAGGUUAUUGAGCGGCAAUUGUUAAGCGAGAACUACCUGUAUAGAAUGUUCAAUUUUCAGCACUCUCAGAGUCAUGCUCGUCCACACCUAUUCCAUUCAUAAUGGUGGAAUGGAACCUGAGUGGCUAUUGGUAGGGAGAGAAUUCCAAGCAAAGCAUUUAAAAACAAAAUCAAGUAUUUAAUGCUAAGCGCUUAUUCGUUAAAGCCUGAUUACCCAUUCCUAAAAGUUGAAUGUAUAUGAUCUAUGUGAUCACAGUGUACAGUAUAUUUUUUAAGGUUAAGAUGGGAGUGAGAGGGGGAAAAUAAUUUAAAAUGGAAAUUAGACUUCUUUAACCAAGUAGCAAAGUGUGAGGAAAGGGUUUCCAGAAGUCUUUUUUUAGCCCUUAAUGAUAGUCCUAUUGUGGGUCAUGUGAUUAAGAGGAAACAAAGCUUAGAUCAGUGGGCAACAUUCCAAGCUUCUGUCCCAACUAUAUCUCCCAAAGAGAUACACAGGGGAUUUUUCUGACAGUUUUUUUUUUUUAAUGCUGGCCUGAUCUGGAUCACUUUACAUUUGACCUUUCUUUUAUGGACGACUUCUCCCACACCAAAUUUGGUCUUAUUCUGCUGAUGAACAGGCAGAUAAAGUCCCAAGUCCCUUUACAUAGUAUCUUUGCAGUAUUUCAUUGGGUUGGAAAGAAUCAAAAAGUUAACAGUAACACAAUUGGUGUGUUUAAAAAAUUAAUAGGGCACUGUAAACAGUUGUAACUUUAAACAUUUUUUAAAAAUACAAAAGAAGACAAUUGUUAAGGAUAUCUAUAAAAGUGAAGAUUGCACUAUUAUUCCAUUCUUUUAAAAAAUCUGCCCUUCGUAUGAUCUUUGUGAGGACAGAAAAAACAUUUGGAAAACGUAACCAGCUUCCAAAUGGAUAGUUUGUCAUAUGAGCCCCCUUUUUCAAUAAAUGUGAAUGAACAACACACAACAAUUCCAUAUCAUCAUCUUGGAAGACACAUGACUUGUGCUGGAAGACAGUAAAAAUGAAAAAUGGAACGAUAAAGGACCUGUAAAUAAAAUAUAUUUAAGUGGACUCUCUUCACUUUGGUGAACCACCUUACAGUUUGAACGACUGUCAAAAGAGUGUUCUGUUCCCCAUGAAGGCAUCUUUAAAAAUUAUUGGUUGGACAAACUCUGACUGGAAAAUUACAGUUACUGGAUUUCAAGGCACUAUGCUCUCCAGUGAUCAGUGGUAAAAGGAAAUGAGGCCAUUAAAAAAUAUCAUGGCUAGACACCAUGAUAUAAAGUUCACACCAGCAAGAGCAUAGAACAAGAAAGAAACCAUACAAAACAGGAAAAUGCAGAGAUCGCUGGGAAUUCCUGAGAAUUGGACAUGAUUGAACAGAUAGCAGCAUCAUGUUCUGCCAAGAAAAUGAAAGAUCCAGGAAGAAAAGGCCUGAUGUCCAGGUGCAUUUGAUGCUAAAGCAUCUAUGUCUCACACUGGUAUGUGUUCCUCCCUAUUUCCCAAAAUUCAUUUUAGAUUGUAAGCUCCUCAAGAGCAACGUCCCACCUGAUAUCUGAUGACACUACAUCCUUUCAUGUUCUAAAGCAGUAUUCUCAACCUUGGCAGUGUUAAGAUAUGUGAACUGCAGCUCCCAGAAUUCUCCAGCCAGCCAUGCUGAUUGGCGACUUCUGGGACUAGAAGUCCACAUCUCUUAAAAGUUGCUGAGAUUGAGAAACAUUGUUUUAAACUAAUUUAGACUAAUCGUUACCACUGGUGACUUGGAAGAAGCUCUGGGUUGGGACCUCUUAGGAGGGUUGUUACAAAUUUUUUUUUUAAAAUUGGAAGAGCAAAGUGGUCAAAACAUUGCCAGCUAUGCUCCUUGUUUUAGAUGCACAAGCUGCUGUAAGCAGUUAUGGUGGUGCAGUUUGAGAACUCUCAGUUACUACUAGUGGUGUAUUUAUUCCUUGCAUAACCAAAUCAUAGCCUUACUUCUGUAUGAUUCUACUUCAGUGGGAAAUAAAGGGGAGGAUGGACUUUUCCAGUACUCUGUCAGAGAUUAUAGCUCAAAGAGCUAAAAGCUUUGGAGAAGUAGUCAACAGACUGCUUGUUUUAUAAUAUUCUCUAUGGGGAAUUACUGAACUUUUCAAUAGUUCAAUAAAUGAACUGUAUGUUGGGGUUUAAAUUUUGUUUUGAGGACUUCCCUAAUGCAGGGAAGAACAAAGCAAGUAAUUAAAACUCCACUGUUCUGACGACAGGUGUCAAUUUCUUAUGCGGGAACAGAACCUGAGGUCAACAAAUGAGCCUUAAAGAAGAAAACAUAUUUAAUUGUUUCCCCCUUUCUCUUCAAUAAAAGCUGUUUAGCACAAACAAUUGCAUUGUAUUAAAUUCCUGGGAUGGGAAAAUGUGUCUGAUUUCUAUCUUGGUUGAUUUAAACUUCUUUAUCAUACAUUAAAGAACUGCAGUGGCAAUAAAGAAUUAGGGAAGUUUUCCUUGUUCAAAUUAGGGCACUUAAAAACAUAGAUAUAGCUGUCACAAUUUAUUUCAUUUUAAUUGGGCAACCUAAGGACAUCUCAGUCACUCUUUGUGCUAUAAAAGUUCCAAAAUGUGGAACUGGUUGUUUCAGGGAUUUCGGAAUUCCCCAUUCAGAAUCAGAUUUCAUGAAAUGGUGUACCCCAAAUGGUUCAAAAUAUAAUAUUUUCCCUAUUGUGUCUGUUGCCUUGAAACUCAGACACCAGAGUUUGAUGUGGAGCUAAUAAGAACUUGAUCCCUGAAUUUGAGAGAGACACUUUUACCUUUGCAAAAGGGCUUCUUUGCCCACCUGAAAAUAUGAAUCAUCAAAAGUACAAAUCACCAAGUAAUUCAGGCAAAGCAAAAAGCAUUUAUUAAAUGAUGGUCAAGUCCUUUUAUGGGGUACAGAAACAAAUGACAAUUUAUUGUUAUAUGUUAUAAACAUUUAUUGUUAUAUGUUAUAAACAAUAAAAGACUUACACUUGCAAGUUUUAAGACAGGUACAAACCCAGCUGGAUUUAUGGGUUAUGUUACUCUUUCUCAGCUGGAUUUCUAUCUUAUAACAAUUGUAUGUGAGACUCGAAUAGAAAAUUCUAGACAACUAGAUACCAAAAGUGGCAAAUUUAUGGGUUGCACUUCAGCUGAGUUUGUAUCUUUCUUAAAACGUGUGGGUAUAUUCAAGAACUUUCAGAAUAUCCUGUCUUGUUUAGCAGCAAAAACACAAAUUCCUGAAUAUCAAAGAUGGUUUUGGCCAAAAAUAGAAAUAAAGUGUUUUUCUGAAGUUAAAAAAAAGGCCUAAACUGCCAUGUUAAAAGUGCUAGUAUCGCCUUUUUAAAAAUGCUGAAGCCCAAAAUUUCAGGUACCACAUAUAUGAUCCAUGUCGCUAAACUUACAUCACUUUUGAGUAUUUCAAAAUGGUCAAAAUAAAAUGGCAAUGCCGUACAGGAGCUGAUGUGACUACAUUUUCAGAUUUUUUUUUAAAAAAAAAUGAUUUUAAAAUAACCAGCUGCCUAUUCCAAUUGUGUAAACUCAUAAUGCAUGAAGGAAGUACAAAAACUGCAUUUGAUUUAAUGUAAUUGAAAUUAAAACAUAGUUGAUAUGUACCGAUAGAAGAGAAUAUUUGUAGCUCUGGGCAGAACUCUGGAGACUUCACUGUUCUCGGAGCUUGGUUUUCUUGCAGACAUUUCAUUACCAAACUAGGUAACAUCAUCAGUGCUAAAAGAGAGGAGUUUGCACCGGUGUUGCUAUACCCAGUUCAGUAAUAAAACAUCUACAAACAAACCACCAAGCUCAGAGAGCACCAAGGACCCCAUAGUUGAAAUUCCUCCAUAUUUUAUUUGUAGUAUUUGGAGAACUCUGCAAGUUAAUAAUCAUUUAAAUCCCUAAAACUUUAGGUUGUAUACCUUUGAUAUACUUGAUAUCCUAGUAAGGGUAACAAAUUAUUCAACUUUAGGGCAUCUAAAACUGAAAAAUCAGAAUCUAUGUUUUUAUUUGAUCCAGGAAGGAGAAACUUUUGAGUAUCUUUUCUUUCUGAUGGAGAAAAGUUAUUUAUGUAGUUGCUAAGUGUUGGCACCAACUUGAUAGCACAUCUAUUUCCUUCCAAACACCAGAUAAUUCUAAGCAAUUUGACUGCUGUUGUUUGUUUAUUAUUAAAUUCAUAUGCAACCCA
This is a messenger RNA of Pantherophis guttatus, 7498 nucleotides long. RefSeq names its product solute carrier family 6 member 16 (gene SLC6A16). The record is from RefSeq and is a predicted model, not a curated record. NCBI's taxonomy places the organism in Eukaryota, Metazoa, Chordata, Lepidosauria, Squamata, Colubridae. Gene Ontology annotation, biological process: amino acid transport; nitrogen compound transport; sodium ion transmembrane transport. Gene Ontology annotation, cellular component: plasma membrane.